This is a messenger RNA of Parus major (Great Tit), 1837 nucleotides long. RefSeq names its product ribonuclease P and MRP subunit p25 (gene RPP25). Gene Ontology annotation, cellular component: ribonuclease MRP complex. The transcript has a single exon. Gene Ontology annotation, molecular function: RNA binding. NCBI's taxonomy places the organism in Eukaryota, Metazoa, Chordata, Aves, Passeriformes, Paridae. The record is from RefSeq and is a predicted model, not a curated record. Gene Ontology annotation, biological process: tRNA 5'-leader removal. The coding region runs from base 625 to 1248 and encodes 207 amino acids.
GCGGGUGUCUUUGAGAGGAGCGAGCGCCGAGAGAAGGGACCAGGUUCUCUUUAAGGGGGCAGGACUUUGGGAACAUUAUGAAGGCAAGAGUGAGCUCCUCUCUCUGCCUUCCACCCUCCCCUCCUUCCCUUCUCUGUUCCAGGACAGAGACCUGGGUUCCCUGCCCUCCCCUUUGCCUGGCAGGGAUGAAGGAAGGUGCUGGGUGCUGGGAUGGGCGGCUGAGCAGGGGAGGAGGAGGAGGAGGGGAGGAAGGGGAGGGAGAGGGGGAGGAUCUGCUAAUUACACAGAACAGCUCUGGGGGCUGCUGAAGUCCAGAAUGAAGCAAAGAGCAGCAGAAGCGAGUGCUGCAGUGGGAGCGGAGGAGCCCAAGCAUCACCGAGAGCUGGAGCUGCCUGUUAUCCCUGCUGGGAGCAACUGGGAGCAGCCAGGGGAUCCUGCAGCUCUGACUCCCACAGGAGACAGCCUCUGGCACUGCCACCAAGCCCACUACCAGCCCCCGGAGAGCCAAGGGGAAGGGGCUGGUGGUUGCAGGACACAGGGUUGGGCUGGAGGGCAGCAAAGUCAGCCCUCCUAUGGUCACUGGGGACUAGGAGCCUGUGUGGAUCCACCGGGAAGAGGUGAAGGAUGGCUGCCGAAGGAGGGAGAGCCAAGCCCGCUGUCCAGUCCAGAAUGGAGAACUUCCGAAAGGUGAGGACCUCGGAGGAGGAGAUGCCACUGCCCUUCCCAGACCUGCCCCCGGACGUGGUGGAGAUGAAAGUGAAGGAGGGCAGCAAGAUCAGGAACCUGAUGAACUUUGCCAUGGCCCAGAUGGAGCUGAAGGGCAGGCGGCAGAUCGUGUUCAGCGGCUGCGGCAGGGCGGUCACCAAGACCAUCACCUGCGUGGAGAUCAUGAAGCGCAAGCUGGGAGGGCUCCACCAGGUCACCAAGGUACGCUACAAAACCGUGCUGGAGGUCUGGGAGAACCAGGACCCGCUGCCCAACGGCCCCGCACAAAACCUGACUGUCCACAAGAAUGUCCCCUCCAUCUGCAUCCUGCUCUCCCGGGACCCCCUGGAUCCCAGCCAGACGGGAUACCAGCCCCCAGAACCCCGGCAUGAGGCAGGAGAAAACACAUCGGGAUCCUCCACCAAGGGGCUGAAGCGGCCACUGCCGCCUCCCUGCGAGGAGCUGCUGCCCAAGAAGCUGCAGGUACAGGUGUCUGACAGCCCCAGGGGCUUGGGGACCACCACUGGCCAGCUGGACCACUGAUCCCAAUGCCUCCCACCCCACCAGGCAGGUAUUGAGGCAGGAAUAUUCACUCAUUCUGGGUUCACUGGUGGGCUGCAGGCUCCCCCUGACCCGUCCCCACUUGCUGCUCCUUGACCCCUGUGGAUGGGGGUCUCCAGAUCUGGCGUGAGGGUUAAACAUUUAAACCCACCAUCUCUUGGUUAUGGAUUGAAGCAGGUGAGGAUGUGGGGGGGGAGCUGGUGACCUCUAAUUCAGCCACGCAGGGACACCGUGACCACCAGCCACAUCCUGCAGCGACUCCCAUGGAGCCAGAGCAGCCGAGGGGUGCCCAGACCACCACCAUCACUCCCCACUGCAACGCCUCAUCCAUCAGGAGAGAUGGGUUUGCCCCAAGCUUGUUGGAAUAAAACCUUCAUUAUCAAACCUGCUGCUGAGGAGCUGUCAGAGUUAUUAAUGCCGGGCUCAGCAUCCUGUGGGGCUGUGAUUCAUCUGAAAAAACCCACCCAAACAAGCACGGAGGUUGCUCCCUCCCUGCACCCACAGAGCCAAGCACUGCACUGUGCUGCCUGCCUGUGGGACAGCACAAGGAAAUAAAACAAUCCACACUGGA